AUGUGGCUAACAUGCCUAGCCUCUGCAUUCCGUACAUGUCUUGCUUGCACCAUAGUUGCCCUAACCACCCUGUAUGGCCCACAAUCUCUCCGACGCCAAGUAACCUUCCCGGCAUUCUCUUAUGUCACAGUCCUCCUCAUUGUUCCUGAUGCAACUCUGGGGCACACACUUUGUGGCUGUUGGCUCGGGCUCUACGCCACGGCACAAACUAUUGGCCCGGCGGUGUUGAGUCUGUGGCUGAUUGGGCCGGCCCAGCUUUCCACCAGCACGACCGCUCUGGCGGUGGGGCUUGCUGCAUUCGUGGUGGCUCUGCCGGAGUAUACUUACUUUGUGACCAAACGCAUAGCACUUGGACAGAUUGUGAUUAUGUAUGUCAUAGCUUAUAUAAAUGGGGGCCAUACGGAUGCUAUCAUGCACCCUGUCCACGUGGCUACAAGUACUGGAAUUGGGGUGUUGGCUUGUGUUUUGGCUCUGUUGAUUCCCUUCCCACGCCUUGCUUCUCGAGAGGUUAAACAAAACGCAGAGCUACUUAUCGAGAAUGCUUCAGAAAGACUCAAGAUCUUUGUAGAGGCGUUUUGCGCAGAAGAUAGCACAUCAGCACUUGCAUCACUUUCUCAAGCAAAUUCGUUGGCUUCCACUGCAACCAUGCUUUUCCAAACUAUCGAAAACCACCAGGAAAGCAUGAAGUGGGAGAGAGUUCCGCUGAAGUUAAUUUCGAGAUGCGGCUACGUAAAUCCAGGAGAUAGAUUGCAGGGCUUAGAGAUACCCUUUAGAGGAAUGGAAAUGGCAUUAACCUGUAUUCCUUCAUUUCCAGUUAAGGUGGUGAAUGGAGAGCUCAGUAAAGAUGCUCUACUUAGACUAGUAGAGCAGCACAUGAGCCUAGACUUAAGCACGCCUUGUGAUUCAGUAACUGUUCCUGAAUCAAAAGCAGAAAAUACUGGAGGAGCAACUAAUUCGUCCAAACAAAAUGGAUUGUAUUUCAAGAUAUGGAGUAACUUGUCCACCAAGGGAAGCAGCAAGAGGCUUAUGAGAGCUUUCAAAUGUUCACUCUCCUUGGGUCUUGCUGUGUUUUUCGGUUUGAUGUACAGCAAAGAUGAUGGUUACUGGGCAGGACUCCCAUUAGCGAUCAGUUUUGCAUCAACCAGAGAAGCAACAUUUAAAGUUUCAAAUGUUAAAGUACAAGGGACUGUUUUAGGAACUGUAUAUGGAGUUUUGGGUUGGUUUCUCUUCCAAAGGUUUUUGUCAAUGAGACUUUUAUCUCUGAUUCCUUGGUUCAUUUUCACCAGUUUUCUCCAGCGUAGCCGAAUGUACGGCCAGGCAGGAGGCAUUUCAGCAGUAAUUGGAGCCGUACUAGUUUUGGGGAGAACAAACUUUGGUCCUCCAAGUGAAUUUGCCAUAGCCAGAAUCACAGAAACCUUCAUCGGAUUAUCUAGUUCUAUUAUCGUUGACCUAAUCUUGCAACCCACAAGAGCUUCUGCUCUUGCAAAAGUUCAACUCUCUAGGACUCUUGGGACAUUGCAAGAGUGCAUCAACUCGGUGAGUCUUCAAUCAGGAAGAGCCAAUUUGGAAGAUAAUCAAAAGAGACUGAAAAUGCAUACUGAAGAACUUGGGAAGUUGAUUGGAGAAGCUGAGGGGGAGCCCAAUUUCUGGUUUUUGCCUUUUCAUAGUGCUUGCUACGGAAAACUCUUGAGGUCUUUCUCCAAAAUGAUGGACUUGCUAGUUUUAAGUGCUCAUGCAGUUGGAAUUCUUGAAGAAAAUUCACAAACACUUGAGGCUUCAUGGAAGGAAAUUGUACAUACAUUGGAAUGUGAUCUUGAACAUUUCAAGAAAAUGGUUGGAAGUUUGAUGACAUGCUUCAAGGAGAUCAUCUUGAUAAAAUCAAUCACAGUUCUUGAUCAAAAGAGUAACAUAUCUCCUGACCCCGAGUUGGGAAAAUCUCGAUCACCGAAUAUUUUUAGGGCUUGUAGUUCAGAGAUGGAUAAGAUUAUGAGUUCUUAUCUCCAACACUCGGAGGAAGUCGUUGAUAAAAUUGAUGCUAAAAGUGAGGAGCUCAAGAGCCAAAUGGUUUUGUGUUUAAGUGGUUUAGGAUUCUGCAUAAGUAGUUUAAUAAGAGAAACAAGGGAGAUUGAAGAGGGAAUCAAGGAACUUGUUCAAUGGGAGAAUCCUUCUUUCCACAUUAAUUUGUACGAAAUCUCUUGUAAGUUGCAUGAUUAUCAGAAAUAA
Messenger RNA from Pyrus x bretschneideri (Chinese white pear), 2223 nucleotides. RefSeq lists its product as uncharacterized. Gene Ontology annotation, cellular component: plasma membrane. The transcript has 4 exons. Gene Ontology annotation, biological process: transmembrane transport. The record is from RefSeq and is a predicted model, not a curated record. Gene Ontology annotation, molecular function: transmembrane transporter activity. Bases 1 to 2223 code for a protein of 740 amino acids. Lineage: Eukaryota; Viridiplantae; Streptophyta; Magnoliopsida; Rosales; Rosaceae.